Syzygium oleosum is the source of this 1626-nucleotide messenger RNA. RefSeq names its product disease resistance protein RUN1-like. Bases 1 to 1626 code for a protein of 541 amino acids. The transcript has 2 exons. Gene Ontology annotation, molecular function: protein binding. Lineage: Eukaryota; Viridiplantae; Streptophyta; Magnoliopsida; Myrtales; Myrtaceae. The record is from RefSeq and is a predicted model, not a curated record.
AUGGAUGUUAUUCGAAACAAAGAGGGGAAAUGCAGGUUAAAAGUUCUGCAUCUCGUGAGUUGUAGAAGGUUGAUCAAGACGCCUAACUUCUCUACAUGCUUGACUUUGGAGAGACUCAUCGUGAAGGAUUGUGAUAGGCUGGUUGAAAUUGACCCUUCCAUUACUAUGCUGCAGCAUUUGAAGCACUUGGAAUUUAAGGGGUGUAUUGGUUUGAGGGUGCUUAAAGGAGCUCCAACCAUGCUCAAUCUAGGCAUGGUAUGUCAAUCAUGGCCUGACUCAUUGGGUAAUCUAAAGCAUCUGUCAACGCUAAGGAUGGAAAAUCUGGAACUCCUUGAACUUCCGGAUUCAAUAGGAGAGAUACCUGGUCUUCAAGUGUUGUCUUUACAUAAGUCAUCUGUGGAGAAACUUCCGGAGUCGAUUAGGAAACUGAAAUCUCUAGUCAAGUUGAUUUUAUCUUCCACGAACAUUAUUGAGCUGCCAGAUUCAAUCGGAGAGCUUAAGAGAUUGGAGAUUUUGGACAUGCAAGGAUGUAAAUUAAGAAAGCUCCCUAAGACAAUAGGGAUGUUGGAGAAGCUUGAAGAAUUAGAUGCUACAUUUUGCAUAUUUUUGGAGGGAGAAAUUCCGAUGGAAAUUGGGGCACUAUCAUCUUUGAAAGAGUUAAACUUAGUGGGAACCCGUAUUUCUGAAGUGCCACCAAGUAUUAGUCGGCUUUCUCAACUUACGGGAUUGUUUUUGUAUUGUUGUGAGGAGCUUCAACAACUGCCAGAGCUUCCUACAAGUUUGGCACAUUUGAACAUUUCGUCUUCAGCAUUACAGAGGAUUCCGGAUCUGUCAAACCUGACAGACUUACGUGGUCUUCAUUUGUCUGAUUAUGGUCGUCGUAGAUAUGCUGAUAUGACUCAUGCACCACUAAACGCAUGCCAAGCUCAAGAUUUGCAGUGUAUUGGGAGGUUAACUAGGUUGUCAAUGUUGACAUUGGACCUUUUAGACAUGACCGCGUUGCCCGCUGACUUUACAAGUACCCUUACUGAACUCAGGGAACUUAGGUUACCAAGCUCCACCUUUCAAUCUCUCGAACGGAUUCCACCCAAAGUUGGGAGGUUGUGUUUCAUUGAUCUUGAGUCCACAGAUGGAUGGUCAAACCUCCACACCUUCAAAUAUUUGUUCUGUUUUGAAAUAUGCAGGUCGCGCUUAACCGAAAUUCCACUGGAUGCACUUGGACAGCUGGAGAAACUUCGCUGGUUGGCUGUAUCGGAGUGUCAAUUUCUUGAGAGACUUUCCCAUUUACCAAGCUUAAGAAAGCUAGCGUAUUUGCGUGUUGAUAAGUGCCCACGGCUAGUUGAGAUUCAAGAUCUCGAACAAUCAGAAUCAUUGGAAGAAUUACGUAUUGGUUGUUGCCCGUCCUUAAAAGAGCUACCGGAUCUUUCCAGCUUACAGAACCUGAGCGACUUGCUAUUAUUUGAUUGCAACUCGUUGGAACGUUUGCCUGAUGUGAAUAAGGAAACAUGUCGUUUGAAUGUUUGUAGAUGCAAGAUGCUGCCUCACCAUUCAAGUCCAAAAUUUGAAUGGUAUGCUGAGCAUAUCGUUCUCAGUAGGCGUAUCGUCACUGGGAACUUUGCUUUCUGA